Molecule: messenger RNA, 1516 nt
Organism: Alligator mississippiensis (American alligator)
Lineage: Eukaryota; Metazoa; Chordata; Crocodylia; Alligatoridae
Gene: CCDC71L
Product: coiled-coil domain containing 71 like
Exons: 1
Coding region: 79-702 (207 amino acids)
Source: RefSeq, a predicted model, not a curated record
GAUUUUAAAGCUCCAUCUUGGCCGCGGCGGCAGGAUCUGGAGCGCGCUCCGCAGCGAGGAGGCGCAGCGGCCGCCCCCAUGUCCCGCAGGAGGAAGGCGGCGGCGGCGGCGGCGGCGGCCGGGGGGAAGCCGCAGGGCAGCAGAGGAGCGGCGGCGGCAGCAGCAGCAGGGGUGUCGGGCGCGGCGGAGAAAGUUGUGUACUCGCGCUCGCAGGUGUCGUUCGCCGGCAUCAAGGCGCUGGGCGACGCCAUCAAGCUCUUCAUGCCCAAGUCCACGGAGUUCAUGCGCUCGGACUCAGAGCUGUGGGACUUCCUGUGCAGCCUCAAGCACGAGUUCUCGCCGGUCAUCCUGCGCAGCAAGGACGUGUACGGCUACGCCUCGUGCCGCGCCGAGGUGCCCGCGCCCCCGCCGCCGCCGCCGCCCCGCGCCCGCCGCCGCCUCGCCCGGGCCCCGCCGCGCAGGAGGCCGCGCGCCGCGGAGGAGGAGGAGGCGGCGGCGGGGGCCUUCGGGGGCCGCUCUCUGGAGGAGAUCUGGGCGGCGGCCACGCCGCGCCCGCCCGCCCUCCCCUGCAGCAUCCGCGUGCGGGGCAGCGUGUGGGGCCGGCGGAGCCUGGCGGCGGCGCGGAGACAGGCGCAGCGCAUCCUGCGCGUGGACCUGUCGCCCGUGGUGCGGCUCCGCCGCCUGCCCGUGGCGCGGUGCUGAGCGCCGGGACCGGACGGGACGAGCUCCGCGCACCUGUUCACACGGCCCCGCCCGCGCCGCGUCCUGCUGCACUUUAGAGACCCCCCCGAGCCCGGGGCCGCGGCCUGGCGGGGACUUGCCCGAGGAGCCGCUGGCAGCACUGGGAUGCGCGCAGGGUGGCUGGACCCGGCUCCUCUGGCUGAAGCUUUUGACCAAGGAUGUUUGUUGCCUCAGGAAGCAGGACCCAGGGUGGUGGGGAUGGUGCAAAACCUUUCUUUUUCUUUCUCCCCCCCCCUCCCCCCCCCCCCUUUCUUGCCCAGCUUCGAGGCCUGGCUGGGCGCCGCGGACUUGUUAUGCGUUUUGUAUCCACAAUCCUUUCUACUCUUUUAUAGCUGACCCCAGGAUUUGCUUUUUACAGAGUGCCCAAAGUGGCUUAAAGUGUGCGGCUCUUUUUUUUUUUUGACAGACCUGGGUUUGAUUUGGGGGAAGUUGGAGACGCAGUGGUCCUGCCCGGAGAAACAGCCUGCAAAGAGAGGCUUGCUGAGGAGCUUCCAAUACCCUCGUUGUGAUCUUAGAGGGGCAAAAGGCUUGAUUUCUAGACUGUUCUCAUUAAAAGCAGAAACAAAAACAAAAAACAAACAAACACAAAAAGCAGCAAACACAAAGAACCAUCCAAAGUUGGGGAAGACUGUUGAACAUGUAACAAAUGGUUUAUGUGACUUGCCAGCCACUUUGGCUGCUUAUAGAAGCAGGUGGUUAGUUAGAGUGGCUAACACCUAAAUGCUACAUGAUUGAAGUACAAUAUUUAAAAUAAACAGCAACAAAGCUUGAUUUA